AUCCAGCCUCUACAGCCAGGGCAGUUUGUGUGCAGUCCUGCACUCAGGUGGAAACUUCAAAGCACGCUACACUCUCACAGCAACAGACACAGAGCAGACAGAGGCAGCAUGAACUCGGGCACGGUACAGUAUUGCGAAGUGAAGUGCAGUGACGAAAUUCCUUGUGUGCUUACGGAUGACAACUACUACUCCAAGAAGAAACGAUAUGUGAAAAAAGAUGGGAGCUGUAAAAUGGUUGUGCACCACGUUCCAGAGCAGUGGCUUCUCUGGGUCACUGACAUCUUCACCACCCUGGUGGAGAUCCGCUGGAGAGUCAUGUUCUUGACAUUUGCCUUCUCCUACAUUUUAUCAUGGCUCUUUUUUGGAAUUUUGUUCUGGAUCAUUGCUUUGACCCACGGAGAUAUGAAAGACCCCACCAAUGAGCCAUGUGUUUAUGAGGUUCGAAGUUUUACAGCUGCUUUCCUAUUCUCAUUAGAGACCCAGACCACCAUUGGUUAUGGCUUUCGGGGGAUGUCUGAGAACUGCAUGAUUGCCAUUAUUGUAGUAACCAUCCAAGAUGUCAUCAGUGUCUUCAUUGACACUAUUGUCAUCGGCAUCGCAGUCGCAAAGAUGGCAUCUGCCCGUAAGAGAGCCCAAACAGUUGGAUUCAGCAAUUGUGCUGUGAUCAGCUUGCGUGAAGACCACCUAUGUCUGUCAUGGCGGGUUGGGGACUUCCGAAGGAACCACAUGGUAGAAGGAAUGGCUCAUGCACAGCUGGUACGCCACCUGGCACACAGUACAGGAAAAGUUAACGUUACAUACAAAGACCUCAACAUUGAAGAGAAGAACAUCAUCCUGGCCACCCCAACGACUAUAGUUCAUAAAAUCACCCCUGGCAGUCCUCUAUAUAAGGUGAGCUGUAAGGACCUAAGGAAAGAGAACUUUGAGCUGGUGGUCUCUUUCACCUAUACAGACGACUGCACAGGCAUCCUUCACCAGACACGCACAUCCUACACUCCAAGUGAGAUUCUGUGGGGCCAGCACUUUCAGGAGAUGAUCAGGGUCACCCACAGGAACUACAGAGUGGACUACGCCCUGUUCAACCACACAGUUAAAGUCCUGGUCCCAGAAUUAAGUGCAGAGGAGUAUGACCUAAAGAAGUCCUCUCAACAGCCAAAACACAAACCGCUCCACAUAAGUUCUCCAACAGCAGCUGUGGAAUCGGUUAAUGGGAAUAGUCUUGAGGUAGAAAAAGCAUCCACCAGCAGUGCUGUCCAAGAACACGAGCUAUAACAGUGGCCUUGAUACAUCAUGACUCUGCUAUAGCACUUUGAAAUAGGGCUUCCUCAUCAUAGGGCAUCACUAUUGUAAGAAAUAAUGCACUUAUAGUUAGAUUUAGACAUUAAGAUGUGCUGUCAGUUAGCAAGAAGAUCUUAAAAAGCCUUUCUAAUAUAGUAUCCUGGACUAGUUCUGGAAAAUCUCAUUAAAGCCCUGUAGUCCCUUUGGUUUGAUUAUAAUCCAAUUAGAGCACUAUAUUAGAAAUAAUAUAAAAGUUGUGUUUAAUUAGCAUCUUACUUAUGUUGUAUAUAUUCUAUGUGGCACUCAGCAGCCUUGCACAAACUCAAUAUCAUUUUAUCACAGACAUAGAAAAAACAUGGAUGGACAUUACAGACUCGUCUUCUAUGACCUUGAAGGUUCUUUGAUGUCAAGAGAUGUAAAAAAGGACUUCCUCGAUUAAAUUAUGAACCCAAACCUUCAACUUACAUAAGAGGCAAUGGGUCAAUUAUCAUGACAGUGACAUUACCCGGAACAAACUGUGGUCAGUCAGUGUGUCUCUUAAGCACUAGCUGAGUAAGUGCAGAACACUGUUCCACCUUAUUUUGCAAAGUGGUUAACCUUUUCAUCCAAACAACUAAUAAAAUCUUUUGGAAACAGA
Molecule: messenger RNA, 1915 nt
Organism: Carassius auratus (goldfish)
Lineage: Eukaryota; Metazoa; Chordata; Actinopteri; Cypriniformes; Cyprinidae
Product: inward rectifier potassium channel 16-like
Exons: 2
Coding region: 109-1272 (387 amino acids)
Biological process (GO): potassium ion import across plasma membrane; regulation of monoatomic ion transmembrane transport
Cellular component (GO): plasma membrane
Molecular function (GO): inward rectifier potassium channel activity
Source: RefSeq, a predicted model, not a curated record